Molecule: messenger RNA, 1179 nt
Organism: Triticum aestivum (bread wheat)
Lineage: Eukaryota; Viridiplantae; Streptophyta; Magnoliopsida; Poales; Poaceae
Product: peroxidase 2
Exons: 2
Coding region: 46-1050 (334 amino acids)
Biological process (GO): hydrogen peroxide catabolic process; response to oxidative stress
Molecular function (GO): peroxidase activity; heme binding
Source: RefSeq, a predicted model, not a curated record
GUGUCUUUCCUUAAACACACACGCAAAUAGUACGUGAACAAGGCGAUGGCGACGGCAUCAAGCAAGGUUGUGGUGCUCAUGGCGUUCAUGGCCGCUGCGCUGAGCUCUGUGUCGAUGGCCGCUGGGCCCGCCGGGCUGCAGCACGGUUUCUACAACUCGUCGUGCCCAAAAGCCGAGGACACGGUGAGGAACGUCGUCCAAGGCAUGAUCCGCAAUGACCCCACCAUGGGCGCCGCCUUUGUUCGCCUCUUCUUCCACGAUUGCUUUGUCAGGGGUUGCGAUGCCUCCAUUCUGCUGGACCCGACGACCAGCAAGCCAGAGACUGAGAAAACAACAAUCCCUCUACGCGGAUACGAUGCCGUGAACAAGAUCAAGGACGCCGUGGAGGCCGUCUGCCCGGGCGUUGUCUCCUGUGCGGACAUCCUGGCCUUUGCUGCACGUGACUCCACCCGCGCCUCAGGCGGGUUCACCUUCCACAUGCCAUCCGGUCGCCUGGACGGCUUCCAGUCAAUCGCCGACGAGGUCUUCCAGGGCAUCCCAUCCCCCGCGUUUCAGCUCCAAGAACUCCUUGAUAGCUUCGCCGCCAAGGGCCUCAACGCCGAGGACCUAGUGGUCCUCUCCGGCGCGCACUCCUUCGGCCUCACGCACUGCAACUUCGUCACCCCACGGUUGUACCCCACUAUCGACCCCAGUAUGAACGCCACCUUUGCGGCGGCACUAAAGAAGGUGUGCCCGCCUCCGAGGAACGGCGGGGGGUUCAUCUCCGUGAGCAACAACCGUGUGACGGACCCGAACAAGCUGAGCAACCAGUUCUACAAAAACGUGGCCUCUGGGCAGGUGUUGUUCACGUCGGACCAGACGCUACUGGAUGAGACGCCGACGACCGGCAACAAGACAGCGGCCAUGGUGGCCGACAACGCCGCCAACCCUAUCGCGUGGAUGGUCAGGUUUGCGGCGGCUUUGGUGAAGAUGGGAGGCAUUGAGGUGCUCACUGGGACCGACCCCGGCGAAGUCAGAAAGGUCUGCUUCGCCACCAACAACGCGAGCUAGAAUCGGUGGAGCUGCAUGCAUGAUGAUACUUAAACAAAAGUACCCUGGGCAUAGCCGGUGGACUUAGUUGGUUUAAUCCUUGUUAUAUUGGUUUCAUUCUAAUUGCAUGUGUACUAUUUUUUAACCAGA